AUGGGCACAGGAGCCGAAGCACCGGUCCCGCCCUUCACGCGCCCGAGGGGCAGACGUGACUGGCAUCCGAGCGGCGACAGAUUUGACGCCAUUCAUCAUAAUUAUGUGCGACAUAUCCGCCUGAGCAUAAGUAUCAUGGCGGCUAGCGUUGAUCCUGGGGAUUAUAUGGCCUCUAACAUGUCCUCCUCCUCCUCCUCCACCUCCUCCUCCCCUCCCCCUCCUCCUCUUCCUCCUCCAACUAAUACAGAAACUGAUGAAACGCAGACAAAGGAAAGAGACCUGCUGAAGGCAAUUUCGCAAAGGAGGCGCCAUCAGAAGAAGGGCGGAGGGCGCGGACGGCCGAAGGGGAGACCCGCAGCCCACCCAGUCCGAGACCGAAAGGGAGACCUGCAGCCCAGUCCGAGACCGAAAGGGAGACCUGCAGCCCAGUCCAAGACCGAAGGUGAGAUCCGCAGCCCAGUCAUAGACCGCAGGGGAGACCCGCAGCCCAGUCCGAGACCGAAAAGGAGACCUGCAGCCCAGUCCGAGACCGAAGGGGAGACCCGCAGCCCAGUCCGAGACCGAAAGGGAGACCUGCAGCCCAGUUCGAGACCGAAGGGGAGACCCGCAGCCCAGUCCGAGACCGAAAAGGAGACCUGCAGCCCAGUUCGAGACCGAAGGGGAGACCCGCAGCCCAGUCAUAGACCGAAAGGGAGACCCGCAGCCCAGUCCGAGACCGAAGGGGAGACCCGCAGCCCAGUCAUAGACCGAAGGGGAGACCCGCAGCCCAGUCAUAGACCGAAGGGGAGACCCGCAGCCCACCCAGUUCGAGACCGAAAGGGAGACCUGCAGCCCAGUCCGAGACCGAAAGGGAGACCUGCAGCCCAGUCCGAGACCGAAGGUGAGAUCCGCAGCCCAGUCAUAGACCGCAGGGGAGACCCGCAGCCCAGUCCGAGACCGAAAAGGAGACCUGCAGCCCAGUCCGAGACCGAAGGGGAGACCCGCAGCCCAGUCCGAGACCGAAAGGGAGACCUGCAGCCCAGUUCGAGACCGAAGGGGAGACCCGCAGCCCAGUCCGAGACCGAAAAGGAGACCUGCAGCCCAGUUCGAGACCGAAGGGGAGACCCGCAGCCCAGUCAUAGACCGAAGGGGAGACCCGCAGCCCAGUCCGAGACCGAAGGGGAGACCCGCAGCCCAGUCAUAGACCGAAGGGGAGACCCGCAGCCCAGGAGACCUGCAGCCCAGUCCGAGACCGAAGGUGAGAUCCGCAGCCCAGUCAUAGACCGCAGGGGAGACCCGCAGCCCAGUCCGAGACCGAAAAGGAGACCUGCAGCCCAGUCCGAGACCGAAGGGGAGACCCGCAGCCCAGUCCGAGACCGAAAGGGAGACCUGCAGCCCAGUUCGAGACCGAAGGGGAGACCCGCAGCCCAGUCCGAGACCGAAAGGGAGACCUGCAGCCCAGUUCGAGACCGAAGGGGAGACCCGCAGCCCAGUCCGAGACCGAAAGGGAGACCUGCAGCCCAGUUCGAGACCGAAGGGGAGACCCGCAGCCCAGUCAUAGACCGAAGGGGAGACCCGCAGCCCAGUCCGAGACCGAAGGGGAGACCCGCAGCCCAGUCCGAGACCGAAGGGGAGACCCGCAGCCCAGCCAUAGACCGAAGGGGAAUCUCUCAGCCCAGUUCGAGACCGAUCCAGCCUGCUUUCAGAAGCCCAGAUUCUUCCUCUUCUUCUUCUCCUUCUUCAAAUUCUUCAAGAAUAACAAGUAUAAUCAGAGAAACUCCUUAUUUUUCUCAAAGAUUUGCGCCUCCCAUGGAAAUUACUGACGCCCCCCAGGGGCGACUCCAGAAUUAUGCAAUACCGAGGCUUCUAGUACGAUACAGCGGUGAAAAUGAGAAGCGUUGA
Penaeus chinensis is the source of this 1881-nucleotide messenger RNA. Its product is annotated as serine/arginine repetitive matrix protein 1-like. The record is from RefSeq and is a predicted model, not a curated record. Lineage: Eukaryota; Metazoa; Arthropoda; Malacostraca; Decapoda; Penaeidae. The transcript has 10 exons. The coding region runs from base 1 to 1881 and encodes 626 amino acids. Gene Ontology annotation, molecular function: DNA binding.